Chironomus riparius is the source of this 4528-nucleotide messenger RNA. NCBI's taxonomy places the organism in Eukaryota, Metazoa, Arthropoda, Insecta, Diptera, Chironomidae. The record is from the annotation of a GenBank genome assembly.
UUCAGGUAUGACUUCCAAUAUUAAAUUAUUAAGAUUAUUUUGAGUGUCUCCACUGACUUGUAAGGUGCACAGAAAUUGCUUUAGUUCAGCUAAAGGUGGUAGCUGAUCUAAAAUCAUUUCAUUCAGUAGUCCCGAGCACUUUCCUAGUUCUCGUUGACGGAAUGAAUUAAUCUCAUAAUUUUCAAAUGUUUCACGAUGAAACAUGAUGGCACGUAGGCAGAACCAUGUCUGUGCUUCAACUUUUGUCACUUUAAGAAUUUCAUCACCUUCAACAGAUGUCCAUUUUCCGUCUAUAUAUUUUUCAAAUCCUUUAAGUCUUCGCAUCCACGGUCGAACAGCUAAAAGUUCACUUAGCAUGCACGGAACAUCAUGCGUUUGAGUCAUUCUUCUUGCUGCACUUAUUGACAAUGAUGAGAUUUUAUCACUUAAAUAACUCAAGAUUGUGAUGCUCUUCAUUCCAAUAUUAAAGAUAAUGUCAUCUCGUUGGUUCUUCAAUUCGACACUUCUUUCAAUUUCUUCUUUAGGGUCAAAGACUUUAUGGCUAUAUCCUGAAUGACAUAGACCAAUUAAUUGAGUAAUUGAGUAUACACAAUAGUCAAUCAAAUCCACGACUAGUUCACCAAGACUUUCGGAACUGCUCUCAUGGUAACAAACGGUUUCUAGUAAAGAAACUGCAAUCAAUUCGUGAUACAAGACAGUAUAGAUGAAAAAUGUUGCAGAUAUUUCGCCUGAUUCCAAUAACUUUGGCAAUACUUUCGAACGCCAUACAGAAAUAGAAUAAGCUUCAUGGAUCAAUACUGGAAGUUUCUCUUGGAUCACAAUAAUUUCCUUGACGACUUCUUCUUGGUGAGUCGAUGCUUCAAUAAUAGACUGUUGAUUUAAUUUGAGUAAUUUUUCAUGAACUUCAAGCCACGAUUUUGUUCCAAUAUCAUUGAUAUCGAACUCUUUUAUUGAAUGUAUAAAUAUAUCAAUUUCCUCUGGAUUAACAAUAUUCUGGAACAUUUUUAAAUAUCUUUGUAGGACUUCUUUUAUUAAUUUAACAAAUUCAGUUGCUAAGAAACAAAAAUAGGUGUCGAUAAAGCAGAUUGCUAUAAUCUUUUAAUAAAAUUAUUACUUAAUGCAUGCUUAGGCAAGUUAAGACAUUGAUGCUGAAUUAAGAUCCAGAAGCAUCUAGGUCUUUACAAAAUCAUUAAAAUAAAUGUAAUUAAAAAUAUAGUACUUUAUUCUUGAGCUUUCUCACAUAAAAUCAUCAGAAUCAUUAUCAUCAUCAUAGUUCGUUGACAUUUUUUCAGGCUUGUGCAAACUAGAAUAGCUCUUCAUUUCUGCCUCUUCCAACUUCUUUUUUAGCAUAUCCUUCUCUCGUUCCUUAUGUUCUCGAACAACUUUCUUCCUAUCCUGCCUUUCAAGUCCAUCUCUUUCUUCACGCUGCUGCUGAAAGUUUGGAUGUUCCUCAAUUUUUGUCUUGUUCAGUCGGUUAACGACUUCAUUAAUACGUCUUUCUACUCUCAUUUUCCUUACAAGCUUAGGAUUAUGGAAUGAAACUUGUCCAACUUCCAUUGACGGAGUUUUCUUCAAAUUAUCCCACAUUGUAUAUACUAUAUCAAUAUUGUUCAUCUUGUUGCCAUUAAUAGAGUUUGCUUUACUAAUAAUUGACACGCAUCAAUUAAUACAUCUUGAUGAAUAUCGUCUAAAGUUUGAUUCUUUUGCAAUCUUAAGUAUACGUGAGCGGAAGAGACAUUAUCAACAUGGAACCAGACAUCUUCAGGAAAUCCCCAUUUAAUUAAAUCCUCGUCUAAAGAAUAAAUAGUUUUGUUAAAAUUCGAAAAGAUGAAAAUUCACACAAUUUUCAUUGUAACUUACUUUCGUACUUAUCAAUUCCCAUAAAUAGCUUAACAGGCGGUGAAGUUACAUUACUUGUGAAAUAGAAAACCAUUGUAGAUUUUUGUUAAUUAAGGAUUUUGUAAAAUGUAAAAAAAUCACUGAAAUGUUGAGGUGAAAAAUGUUUUUUUUUGCAAUGUAAACAUUGAACCCUUUAAAAACUACGCUGUUUUAAAAUUUCAAUGACUGGAUGUUGAUUAAAAUUAAAUGAUCAUGGAUUUAGAGCCUCAGAAAAUAAUUAAACUAGACGAGAGUGUUGUUAAUCGUAUUGCUGCUGGAGAAAUUGUUCAGGCACCUGUUAAUUGUGUAAAGGAAUUGGUAGAAAACUGCAUAGAUGCUAAAGCCAAACACAUACAGAUUAUACUAAAAAUGGGUGGAUUGAAGAGCAUUCAAAUUUUAGACAAUGGAUGUGGAAUAUUGAAAGAGAACCUGCCUAUUCUAUGUGAACGGUUCACGACAAGUAAAUUGAAGAAUUAUGAGGACCUGCAGCAAAUUGGAACUUAUGGAUUUAGAGGUGAAGCUUUAUCAAGUAUUAGCAUGAUCAGCCGGUUGACUCUUCAGACCAAAACGAGAGACGAGAUUUUAGCUUACAAAGUAAAGUAUGAUAACGGUAACAUGAUAGGAAAUCCAAUGCCAUGUGCAGGAAAUCAGGGAACAAGUAUAACAAUUGAAGAUCUCUUUUAUAACGUUCCAAUCAGACAGAAGACAUUAAAAUCAUCAUUCGAUGAGUUUGCCAAGAUAUUCGAUUGUAUUGCCAAAUAUGCUGUCCAUAACUAUAAAAUAUCAUUUACACUAAAGAAGCAUGGCGAAAAUAAUAGCAUUAAGACACAAAUAUCUGAAUCUCCAAUCGAUAUUGUAAGAGUUAUUUAUGGAAAUGAAGUAGCAAAUUCUCUUCUUAAGGUCCAAGCUGGUGAUGAAAACUUAAAAUUCAAAAUGGAAGGAUGCAUCUCAAAUGCUAAUUAUUCAGGCAAGAAAGGACAGUUCCUUUUAUUCAUUAAUCACAGACUUGUUGAAUCAAAAAAUUUAAAGAAAGCUAUAUUUGAUGAUUUAUAUCGAACAGUGCUGCCAAAUACAGUCCAACCAUUCAUUUAUAUGAGCAUUGAAAUUGAUCCAAGAAAUGUAGACGUAAAUGUGAGUCCAACAAAACAUGAAGUGUCCUUCCUUAAUGAAGACUUAAUUGUUGAGAAUAUUAAGAAAGAAGUUGAGGCAGUGCUGCUUAAAACUAAUGAGACAAGAAAGAUGUACACUCAACAGUUACUUCCUGGAGCAGCAAAUAUUAUUUUUGAAACAUCCUUUAAAGAAAAAGACAAGAUUUAUGCCAAGGACAUGAUCAGAACUGAUCCGAAAUCACAGUCAAUUAUCAAGUUCCUUAAUCAAUCCACAGAAAGUCAAAAUGUAUCACAAAUAGUUCAAAGCUCACCAGAAUCUCGAAAAAUGCAAAAGAAACAAAUUGAAUCAACAAGAUUGUCGUCUAUAAAGGAACUAAUAUCAGAUGUUGAGACAAACUGCAAUGACAAUUUAAAGGAACAACUGAGAAAUUUAAAGUUUGUUGGAAAUGUCAAUCGAUCAAAGAGCUUGAUACAAUGUGAGAAUAUCCUUUAUUUAUGCGACAAUUGUCGACUAGGAUGGGAACUAUUUUAUCAGCUGUCAUUAAAGUAUUUUGAGAAUUUUGAUGUCUUUGAAUUUGAAGAUCCACUAGAUAUUAAGGAACUCGCAAUGAUUGGAUUUAAUUUAGAUGAAUGCUCAUGGAAUGAGGAAGAUGGUCCAAAAGAGAAUUUAUCAGACCAAGUUGCAAAAAUUUUAUUGGAACGGAAGGAAAUGCUACAAGAAUAUUUCUCGAUUACAAUAACUGAUAAAGGAUUAGAAUCACUUCCAAUAAUAAUUCCUGACUAUGCUCCAGUCUUUGGCCAUUUACCGAUGUUUAUUGUUCGACUAGCUGCUGAUGUAAAUUAUGAUGAUGAGAAAGAAUGCUUUAAAAAUAUUUGUAGUGAAUUAGCGACGUUCUACUCGAAAUGGUCUUUGAAAGAAUCAAAUGAGAAGGAAUUUGAUUAUUUGAUGGAGCAUGUGAUUUUUCCUAAAAUCCAGGCACAAUUGCAGCCACCAAAAAAGUUUGUAGAUGAUGAAACAUUUUUAAAAUUGACGAGUUUACAGGAACUGUACAAAGUGUUUGAGAGAUGUUAAUUAAUACUAAUAAAUUUUUUGUCCUCAUUUAAUUAAACUGAAGAUCAGGCUGUUUAAAUCUUUCUUCCUUCCUUUCGUUCUUGACAUGUUUCUUUAGCAUAUCCAUUAUUUCAUUGUUAUACUCUGCUGGUAUCUCUUUAAUAUUUGUUGCGUAAUAGUAUAUAUCCCAAUCAUUUGAUACUUGAUUAAUUAAAUUAUCAUAAAGAUCCAGUUGAUUUUCGCUCAUCUUAUUCAGGUAUUCAGACGCAAAAGUGCUUAAAAUUAAUCCAUUCUCUAACAUUCCGCGUUUCCUUGACUGAUAUAGUAAUCUAGCACGUUUAACAUCUGUUGUCUCGUUCUGUUUCAUCUGAUAUUUUGGAACUGGAAGUGAUUUAUCAGGCAUAUCGAUCAUAUCCGUAUAAUUUCUAGUUAAUGCGAUCGAGUUGACAAAUCGUGAUUUUAAAGUAUUCUUUAAUAUGUAUCUUAACGA